AUCUGAAUGGACCACUGCAAUUGUGGGCCGAUCCGUUUUCUGCGUAUCCACCAUCCCCGGAGAGUGCUUGACGCCUGCCGCAAGUUGCAGCGAGACACCGCCGCGGAAAGAGCGGCGUAUUCUGUGCUCGUCGCGCGGGGGGAGGUUGUGUUUUUUACACCGCCCGAUGUUGCUAUAUAACUGUCUUCCGAGGCCGGCAGUGCAAAUGUAAAUGUGGUCCAUGUAUCAAUCUCCAGGUGAGCGCUUCCCGCAUACAGAAGUUUUCCUCGGCACUUGAACAAGUACAGGCGCUUCGGGAGAGUGCUUUCUUCGGACUACUUUGUCAUCAUCCGUUGGAGAGUCUGUUGUCCAGUGCGCUCACCGCUUUGGAACUACCUGCCUGCCUCAGGGACCGUGCGGCACAUGAUGGCCUACCCCACGAUGCGGCAUUGCUGAGCGUGACGGCAGCGUUUGGUUUCUCCCGGCGUGCGGCGUAGUCUGGAUGCAUCGCUGGACUGCUUCCGCAGUCGCGUCUGUGAAUACUCGACGACCUCACCAAAGACUUAUUAGACCACGAACCCGUUCUUGUCUGUAUAAGACUUCACCGGCAUUUUCUUGAGGGAGAAAUUACAUCAAGGGAGGUUCUUAAGCGUGUCGUUCUAAACAUUUGCCGACCUGACGUAAAUCAAGAAGGGAAAGAAAGCUUGAAGACAGUUUCUCUCAAGAAAGAAAAAAAGUUUAGUUGUCGUUCAUAGCAGAAGUGAACCGAAAUAAACACCGCAAUGCGGUGUCGAAUAAGUCUUUGUGUACAGAUAGUGAGCUUCCUUAUAUAGAAAGCUUGCGACGAAGUGUCGACUAUGGACGAAAGAGUGGGGCAGGCCCAACGUAAAUGUUGACACUUCAAGGUGCUUAAAACUCUUGAGGUAUUCCUAUUAAAGAUUGUUCAGAGUGACUGAUACCGACUGGGGGAACUAUCACCAAGAUGGGCUCCGAACACCUGGGUCCCAACAACUCCAACCCCAACCCCCCGCCGCUCAGUUUGCCGUUCUCCCCGACGGAGACGCCGGCCUGGAUGACCGACGAAUACAUGGACGAGCUGUACCAGAUGUUGCAGAAGGUGGUCAUGCCCAACGCGCACGAGUGGUUCCUCAUUGCGGUCUACGCCGUCCUAUUCCUCACCGGCCUGGCCGGCAACCUCCUGGUCUGCUUCGCUGUGCUCCGGAACGAGCACAUGCGCACCGUCACCAACUACUACAUCGUCAACAUGGCGGUGGCCGACGUGUUGGUCAUCGUGCUCUGCCUGCCGGCCAACGUGAUCGUCGACACCACGGAGACCUGGUUUUUCGGCGAAAUGGCCUGCCGCAUCUUUCCGUACAUCCAGGAGGUGACCGUGAGUGUAUCUGUGUACACGCUGGUCGCCAUAGCCGUUGACAGGUACCUGGCUAUCUGCAGGCCGCUGAAGUUCCACAUUCGGGCGUCGCGUACUCUGUUCAUCGUCGUCUGCAUCUGGCUCUUGUCGUUUACCAUCAUGGUCCCACAAGCCGUGUUCGUCCGCCUCCAGCCCAACUCCAUCGCCGAGCAGUACGGCAAUCCCGUGUGGAUGACGGCAUGUAUGGAGAGUGGCUGGAAUGGGACGACCAUUCAGAAGGUCUACCACGUCGCCAGGGUGGUUGUGACGUACAUCUUGCCCCUGGUGCUCAUGGGGGUGGCCUACGCCUUGGUGUGCCUGCGGUUAUGGUCCGGCAUCCCGACGGAUGAGGCCCAGAGACCUGGGUCAGCCGGACACAGCAAGCAAGUCACCAUGAACAAGUCAACGGAAACACAGCUGGAGUCACGACGCAAAGUGGCCCGUAUGCUGAUCGUCGUAGUGGUCAUGUUCGCUGUCUGCAACCUACCAACCCAUGUCCUGAAUGUGAUAAGGCACAUGGAAGGGUUUCAUACCAGCCCUGAAGUGGACCCGUAUCAGCUUAACCCCGACAAGGUGACGGUAGCGUUCGUGGUCGCUCACUUCAUGAUGUACUUCAACAACGCCAUCAACCCGGUCAUCUACAAUUUCCUGAGCGCUCGCUUCCGGAAGGAGUUCCAACGGGCCUUCUCCUGUUGCCCGUGCGUGAGCGUGCCGGAGCGGCGCAAGCGGCCGGGCAGCGCCUCGUACCAACGGUGCCGGGACUUCACCGCCCGCAGCGGCAACAACGGUGUAAGCCAGACGGACUACCGGUCCCACGACCACAGCACUGAGUACCUGCAACUGUCCAAGCUCGGCAAGGCGAACGGGGCGAACAACAACUCCGCCCAGGCGGCCAAGUCAGGCGUGCCAAGUGUCUGAUCAUGCAGUUGAGCUAAUUGAAUCAAAUUUAAAUUUGGUCUUAAUGGCCGUUCUGUCAGCAUUUUGUUCCUUGGGCAGGUGAAACCAUUUUCACGAAUUAUUCCGCACGGUCCAAGAAAAGAUUUCACGACAGUUUUUAGCCUGUCUCCUAUCUUCAAAGUAAGGAUUUGACAUUUUAACCCCCCCC
Acanthaster planci (crown-of-thorns starfish) is the source of this 2492-nucleotide messenger RNA. RefSeq names its product orexin/Hypocretin receptor type 1-like. Gene Ontology annotation, biological process: G protein-coupled receptor signaling pathway. Gene Ontology annotation, cellular component: plasma membrane. The record is from RefSeq and is a predicted model, not a curated record. Gene Ontology annotation, molecular function: neuropeptide Y receptor activity. Lineage: Eukaryota; Metazoa; Echinodermata; Asteroidea; Valvatida; Acanthasteridae.